AUGGCCGUUGAGCGCCAGUCUUCGGCCCUUCCACCGGCCCAGCCUAGCUAUAUUCUUCGAGGCCAUGCCUCCCAGAUUCACAAUGUCCAGUUUGUGCGCCAGAACACCCGCUUGCUGACGGGCGAUGCAGAUGGCUGGGUUGUAUUUUGGAAAGUCGAAACGAAACGUGCGCUAGCCGUUUGGAAAGCCCACGAUGGAGCAAUACUAGGAACUGCGGAAUGGGGGAACGAGAAGAUUAUAACCCACGGUCGUGAUAACAGCCUGAGAAUAUGGCAACUGCGACCUGCAGACGAAUCCGCACUUCCCACCGUUCUGCCUGCAGAAAAUGCGGCCGACCAACAGUCGAAGCCAUGGCUGUUACAUACACUUCCCGUCAAUACCCUAAACUUCUGCGCUUUCUCCAUGUGCUUCGAGCGACCACCUGAGACAAACAGAUUGAGCGGCAUCACUCCAGACGCUGUAUUGCCCCUCACAUCCGAUGAUUCUAUCCUUGUGGCUGUGCCCGCCAGAGACGACAAGAAGAUGGAAGUUUACCGAUUCCCAGACGAGAAGCUGAGAUUUGUCGUACCACGAGUGCAGCCUACAGAUACGGGGAUGGCCAUGGCUGUUAGGCUCGUACAUCAUGCAGGUUCGAACAACAUCCUAGUCCUAGCUGGUUUCGAGGGUGGCCUCACGACAAUACAUCGACUACCCCAGAACAAAAGCUCAGGCCUGGAGUUGGCUCAACUCGUCUAUCUAAGCAAACCCCAUACCCAGCCCAUCCUGUCACUGGAUGUAUCGCCUGAUGCCAGAUUUUACUUCACAUCAUCCGCAGAUGCCACCAUCGCCGCACAUCGAAUCCCAGAGCUAACUUCCGAUGUCGAAAACAAGGGGUUUUCCUCCACCGAUGAGCAGAAUGGAAAUGCUCCUUUCUUUCCAACACCUGGAGAAGAAGCAAGCACAUCAGCAGGGACAGAACCAUUUCCUUCUCAGGAGAAUCUGCCGUCUAAACAUCCCCUAAACCUCAGUGCACAAGACGACCCACCACCGGGAGCGGAGCUAUCCACCACCCCAGCAAACCCCCUCGAGUUCGGCAAGCAACCCAUCUCAUCCGCGAAGAUCAGCGCAGCCCCACCCGCCGGCCUCUCCUCGCUCCUCUCUUCCGCACCACCCCUCCCCAGAAUGAAACCCACACCCGCGAUCCUCCCCAACACAACCAUCCAACCACCCUUCAAGACCAGCGAUACGAAACACUCCGGCCAGCAAUCCCUACGCGUGCGCUCCGAUGGUCGCCUCCUUGUAACAGGGGGCUGGGACAGCCGGAUUCGCAUCUACAGCGCCAAGACGCUGAAGGAAGUUGCAGUGCUGAAGUGGCAUAAGGAGGGCGUGUAUGCGGUUGAUUUCGGGGCAGUGCUCGGGGAUGGGGAUGUGAGGGGGGGUGGACAGGAAGUGUGCAGGAAGGAGACUGGGCUGGGAAAGCUGCAGAGGCAGAGGGAGGAGCAGAUGCAGCGGAAGCAUUGGGUUGUUGCGGGGGCCAAAGAUGGCAAGGUCAGUCUUUGGGAGGUGUUCUAG
Messenger RNA from Dothidotthia symphoricarpi CBS 119687, 1551 nucleotides. Its product is annotated as WD40 repeat-like protein. Gene Ontology annotation, molecular function: protein binding. Lineage: Eukaryota; Fungi; Ascomycota; Dothideomycetes; Pleosporales; Dothidotthiaceae. The transcript has 3 exons. The record is from RefSeq and is a predicted model, not a curated record. Bases 1 to 1551 code for a protein of 516 amino acids.